Molecule: messenger RNA, 1652 nt
Organism: Polychytrium aggregatum
Lineage: Eukaryota; Fungi; Chytridiomycota; Chytridiomycetes; Polychytriales
Exons: 1
Coding region: 76-1551 (491 amino acids)
Molecular function (GO): protein binding
Source: RefSeq, a predicted model, not a curated record
CUCCUGCACUUCGUUCUGCGUUCCAUCGGCAUUGCCAUCCCCCAGCCCAGCUCCAGCAUCCCGGUCCUGCUCGCCAUGAGUCUCGUCUCGACAAAGCCCGAGGUCCGCUUCCCCUGGAAGUAUACCGACCCCCACACUCUCUACCACAACCAGCAUUUGCUUCCCAAGCACAGCGCCCCGCAUGAGCCACAGCAGCCUUCGUCCAGGCCAAAUGCAAGGAAAUCCGCCGUCCCUGUGGGCCUGGUCCAGCCCAUCGACCGCUCCUCGAUUCCGUUCAAGUCCUACAAGUUUCCCACCGCCGUUCUUGCCCACAUCCUGUCCUAUCUCUCGGGAUCGAGGCACGAGCGCAACCAGAUGCUUGUGACCUGCAUGGUGGUUUCCCGCCAGUGGCAUAUGGCUGCGUCGCAGGAACUCUACCGGGAUCUGCGCUUUAUCGGCUACCUCUCGCACGUCUGCCUCGAAAGCGUCCUGCGCACCCUCUCCAACUUCUCUGUCCCUGGGUCCGUCUCCAACAGCGGCUAUGCCCGCUUCAUCAAGGUACUCCACAUCAACCAGAUCGCCGACGAAGAGCCGCUCAAGUCCCGAUUCAAUUCCUGGACACUGGUCAAGCAGCUCCUGUCGCACUGCUCCAACUCGCUCGAGUUCCUGCUGCUUUCCGCCGUCGACGACAGCUUCCAGAGCAUGUCCGACGCCGGCUUGGAGUCGUCUCUGGUCUUCCCCAAGCUCCGGACUUUCCAAGUCUCGGCCAAGUGCAUCAAGUUUUCCGAAUCCUUCAUACUGGACCUGCUGCGCAAGGCCCCCAAUCUCGAGAACCUGCAUCUGCCAUACUGCCUGCCCGAGCUGAGCUCAACCAUGUGGUGGUGGAUCGCCGAGCGCGGCCCGCUCCUCAAGACCUUGGUUGUUCCCCCGGCCCACGGUACCCAGGACACAUUCAACCCCAACGUCUACCAAGCCGGUCUGCUGGCCGUCGUGGAGCAGUGCCCAAACCUGUCCAUCCUCAACGUCUCCAACCACAGAAAGGGCAUCGACAUUGCCCUCUUUGAGCUGCUGCUGCGAUCGUGCCCCGAUCUCAGUGAGCUGGUGCUUCCCUGUGGCCUCGGCGAUCCGCAUCUGCUGCUGCUGAAAAAGUACCGCCCAAAACUGCUCCACAAGCUGUCGCUCUCCUGCUCGUGCGAUUGCAUGCGCCAGCUCGGCACCCACUGCAACACCAUCUCCACCGUGGUGGUGCGCUCGCUGCUCGAGGAGGUCUUUGUGGGCCGCUACGGCUCGAUCGUGGCUCUCCCCAAAGAACUCAUCUACAUGAGGACAGGCAAGCGCAUCCCGACGAUCCCCUGGCUCGAGAAGCUGCCGACGUCUCGGGUGUCCUUUGCCGACACCGACAGCUGCGAGUACCUCGGGAUCCUGGUCCAUGUGCCUGGCGGUCGCCUCCACGCAAUGACCUGGCAGGAGCCGGGCCAACAGCGGGCAAAGCAGGACGGCGACACCAGCAUCGAUGCCUUUGGCGAAAGCGGGCCCAAGCGCGGAUCAUGGCUGUGGGACUGGCUGGGAUAGUCUGGGAUAUUCUGGGAUAGCCUUGGAUAGUCUGGGAUCGCCAGGACCCCAUUUCACACAAUACAUUUUGACCACGACAAAAGCCCGUGCCGUGCCCUGGA